CUGUGACGGGACCAGGAAUCGGAUUCACUGCUAAUGGAGUGCGUGCAAGAGCCACUACCUGACGUCCCGGAAAAAUAACUGAAGGCUGAGGACAUUGCUAUUACUGUAACUGAUCGCACCGGCGCAUGAGGUUGUAUUUGAGUACAGGAAUUGGCAAAGAGACCAAAAAGACAGGGCUAGUCGGAUAUUCUUAGGGCUGCCGAGUUGCUAAACAAAGAUUUGUUUUCGAGCAAUAUCUCACUGCAAAGCUAGGGAGCUAAAGGGGACUCCGUUCCUGUCCAGAACAAGACUUGCGGAGAAGACCAAUAUACAACAGGGUCAGAUCGCCAAUCAAAUCCCCUCAACACCAGGCCCCAUUUGACAAGGUUUACAGAGAGAGAUCAGAAAAGGGGCGUAAAUAACGACUGGAUGAGGAUAGAUAACAGUCAUCGCAGAAGCGCGAGGUAUGGGCCAGGCAGGUGCCUGACCCAGCUCCCUUACCCGUCUUUUGUCUCAUGUUCAAUCAGGUGCUUCCUUGCACUGCCCUUGGGGGGAUACAUCUCUUGUGGGAUCAGCCCGGAAAAGCUGGAAAGCACCCAUCAGGAGCAGAUUCCGGUCAACGUUCGGGUGCUGAUCCUACCUCGAAAGGGCAUUGGGAUCAUAGGACAUCGAGAUGGAAGAGGGGAGCCGACGACAGAUACCCGCCUGCGCUGAGUUUUGGGCAGCAAUAUCAGGAUUGCGCAGGGCGCAUGCAUCCACUAGGCAGAGUGACAUGUUGUCUCAGGGCUUGGCUCCAUCGGAGAUCAUUCAGCAAUUAUAUCGCAGGAAGCUCGCGGUUAGAGUUUCUUUCCAGCACUGAGUGGGUUAUCCCCACACAGAUCCCGGGUGGAGUAUGGCUGCGAGAAAGAUGGGAUCCAUUCGGAAUCUGGUCGUUGGGUGUCAAGUCGAACACUUCUUUCAAGCCAGGAGCGCCGGUUGGUCCCGUUCGGGUUAAGGGGCUCCUGCCUGAGCCCUCAGGACGCAGCCAAGCAGGUGCUACGGGAAAUCCAUCCUUCUUCAAGUCCCGCCUUCAUAACAAAACGAUUCUCUCCAUUGCCCCGGAUUGGUCUUUGCUUUCACCAUCGAAGCAACUGCCGCUGCACUUAUGUACCGGUGCUGACUCCAUCGCCUAUAGCUUGCGCUGAUCACUGACGGAUCCGUCGACGGGAGUACUAAAACGAUGGGGGCCACCUAAGUCCGACGGCCCAUAGUGCCUACCAUUAUAGUGGUACUUGGAUUGAACAACAUCGGUGGAUCUGAGAAGCGCCAGGUUCCAACAGAUGGCGGCCCGAAAUUGGGAUUCCACGGUGGAGCACGCGAAUCUUUGCCAUCCCCAUUGGGAUCCUGAUGCUUCUUGACACAAGUUGGGCAUACACCUGGCUGCGGGUUUUGUUGCCCAAGCUGCGGGCCAGUCCUCGUCAUAUGUGCCUGUGGAUUGCGGGGUGAUUCAAUCUGGCGACCAGGAAAGGCCGAGAACAAGUCAAUUAUUGGGUCCCUACUUCAGCUCUCGGCCAAGUAAUGGAUACGAAGUAUUGCAAAAGUCUAUCCGGUUCUAUUCGGAACAAUCGCUUCUCGGGGUUCGACCGUUCUAUCAUUCCUGCUGGUGAUGAUGGCGAUAAAUGGGCCAUUUGGAUAGACAAACAAGGAUUACGCUAGGUUAGAGAAGCAAAAGAAAAAAAAAAAAAA
This is a messenger RNA of Aspergillus pseudonomiae, 1704 nucleotides long. RefSeq lists its product as uncharacterized. The coding region runs from base 495 to 1163 and encodes 222 amino acids. The record is from RefSeq and is a predicted model, not a curated record. The transcript has 2 exons. NCBI's taxonomy places the organism in Eukaryota, Fungi, Ascomycota, Eurotiomycetes, Eurotiales, Aspergillaceae.